AUCGCCGAAAGGGCGGGGCUUGGGAAGGAGGGACGUUGACAAGCAGAGUGCCCUCGCGGGCGUUAUUUGAAUGCGGUUGCUAGGAGACGGGCGCCCGCUCGCGCUCCCGCGUGCCAAUAGGGAGCCGCCUUUCUCCCUCGCUCGCCCUGACGGAAAGAAAACGGAAGGGUUUGCGACUGGGGAAGCCGAGGCCGAGAAGCACCAGCUGCGGCGGGUUGAGGCGGCGGCGGCGGCGGCGGGCCCCUGGUGCCCCCUGCUCGCCUCAGGCCCCUCCCCUGCGAUGGGGAAUGGCCUGUCGGAGCAGACGCCGAUUCUGUCCAGCCUGCCUUCUUUCCAGUGCUUCCACAUCGUGAUCCUAGGCCUGGAUUGCGCCGGCAAGACCACCGUCCUCUACCGGCUGCAGUUCAACGAGUUCGUCAACACCGUCCCCACCAAAGGCUUCAAUACCGAGAAGAUCAAGGUGACGCUGGGCAACCACAAGACGGUCACUUUCCACUUCUGGGACGUCGGGGGCCAGGAGAAGCUGCGGCCCCUGUGGAAGUCCUAUACCCGCUGCACCGACGGCAUUGUCUUCGUGGUGGACUCUGUGGACGUGGAAAGGAUGGAGGAGGCCAAGACGGAACUGCACAAAAUCACACGGAUCUCUGAGAACCAAGGGGUGCCUGUGCUCAUUGUGGCCAACAAGCAGGACUUGAGACACUCGCUGUCGCUCUCCGAGAUGGAAAAAAUGUUGGCCACCAGUGAGCUGAGCUCCUCGACGCCCUGGCACCUGCAGCCGACUUGUGCUAUCAUAGGCGAUGGCCUCAAAGAAGGACUUGAGAAGCUUCACGAUAUGAUAAUUAAGCGAAGGAAAAUGCUACGGCAGCAGAAAAAGAAGAGAUGAACAAGCUGACCAUGAGGGGUAAAAUUCCCUUUUGGCGUUUGACUCAAACAGUUUCCAGGACCCAGCCUGCUUGUUUGGAUCCUGUACUGCCUAAAUAACAAACAUUCAGUCUGGUGGGAAGCUUUGCAGGCACAGACCCUUUCAGUGGUUUCCCUAAAAAAAUGUGUUGUUUGGGGCACUCAAAAAAAACCCCAACACAAAAAAACCCUUGUUGCAUAGUACAAAAUAAUCAGGAAGCAGAUGGGUGGGUAAAUGUGACCUGGAUAUCUAAAUAGCCAAAUAAAAAAUGAAGAGUGUUCCGCUUGGUGGUGUAGUCAUAUGUUUGAGAGUGCCUUUGCAAGUCAAAUUGCAUUGGUGGCAUUCAGUGUUUUUCAGCUGCUUGUAUAAGUGGAGUGUUUAGAUGAAGAUAUACAGCUUUAAAAUAGUAUCCUUUUAACAUAUAUGGAGCUAGAAAACCAUUAUUUAAAGAGGCUGUGAAUGUGGAGGGUUUUUUCAAUAAAAGGUUGGCUGUAUGCUAUGCUUUUAAACUGGUUCGCUUAAAAUAACACUGGGAGCUCAGAUAAUUGGAACGAUCACAACUUUGUUAUGUUAUCUGUAGCUUAAUAGAGGAAAAACGUAUGGAAUAUGUAAGAGCAUGGAUGAGUUUCCUGAUAAUGUAGCAUGUCUUGGUGUGUAGGGGUUCUUUAGAAAUAGCUGUACAUCGUCAAACAGUGCAAAUCAGGUUUGGACCAUACCUGUUUGUUCUAGGGAGACAUUUUCUGGAAAGGUUGCUCUCCCAGGAAUUUUCUGAACAAUUAGAGAAAAAUAAACUGCUACCAUAAGGGACUUGGGUUUCAAGAUAUCGUGCAAUAGUACCUUUAAACAAAAUUGAUGGCAAUAAAAUUUGAUCACAUUAACUUUAAAUGAAGCUGAAGUAAGCAGAACUACAUGUCCCAUGUGCCCAGUACUGUUAAAACGUAUUGUCAGGAUUUAUUAUUCUCACAGUGCUUUUAGGAAUGUAUUGAAGCUUUAUACACUUGAAAAUUGUGACACUGUGGGGAAAGAAACUAAAGUUUAAAGAUGACCUGUGUCUGCUCUAAUUAUACUUUUAAGCUUUCCUUGUUUACAUUCAUGCAAGCAGUGUUAAAUUAAGGGGUGGAGCUGCACAUGAUUGAAAGAAGUUAACUGGUACACUUUCUAAAACUGGUCAACUUGGGUAGCAGGUUAAAGGGCUAGAGUAAAGCCUGUAUUACUCUACUGGUGCUGUGAAAUGUUAUAAUAAUUACAUUGUAAGGUGAGAGAGAAAUCUUUAAAAAAAAUCCUCUCCUUGGCACAACCAGUAAAGUCUGUGUGUUGUCUUAUCUACCAGCCAGAUACAGGGAUAGAUAACUACACUUUUGAAUGUCAGGAAGUACAACUUGUGUAAAAUCAAAUUUUAUAGCCAGAAACUGCUUAGAAGGUAACCAAAAAUGCACCUUAAGUGUUUCCAAUACUGAAAAUGACAACUUUUUAAAUAAACAAAUAAAUAAUGAAAUCCUGGUCCUUUUUGAAAGAAAUGAAGUAGCUUCCAAUGGAGCUUUUGUAUGGUGGUUAUAUGUAACUGCACUAGUGACACUGAAAGUCACUUAAUGUCUAUAUUUAUAUAAAUGUGGAUAACUUCUUAAACCUCAGUAAACUCAAUUCCAGAUGAGUCAUCGGCGACAGAAGUUGACAACAUUUUACUUUGCGGAUAUUGCUUUUUUUCAGAACUGUCUGCAUGAAAUUGAACCCUUUAUUCAUGUGAGAUUUGUAAUAUGUGACUAUGUUUUAAAAAUCACAGGUAUCAUUAAAAUUUUAAUGGCAA
This is a messenger RNA of Anolis sagrei ordinatus, 2705 nucleotides long. RefSeq names its product ADP ribosylation factor like GTPase 4A (gene ARL4A). Gene Ontology annotation, biological process: vesicle-mediated transport; intracellular protein transport. Gene Ontology annotation, molecular function: GTP binding; GTPase activity. Gene Ontology annotation, cellular component: plasma membrane; cytoplasm. Lineage: Eukaryota; Metazoa; Chordata; Lepidosauria; Squamata; Anolidae. The record is from RefSeq and is a predicted model, not a curated record.